Messenger RNA from Hansenula ciferrii, 930 nucleotides. RefSeq lists its product as uncharacterized. The record is from RefSeq and is a predicted model, not a curated record. Gene Ontology annotation, molecular function: metal ion binding. The transcript has 3 exons. Lineage: Eukaryota; Fungi; Ascomycota; Saccharomycetes; Phaffomycetales; Wickerhamomycetaceae. Bases 1 to 930 code for a protein of 309 amino acids.
AUGAGCGGUGGGUUAUCAGAAGAAAUUGCCAGGCUACGGAACGCCAUCAAUCAAGGGAGAAAUCAAUCUCAGCAAAAGGAUUUAUCUAACAGUGCACCAUACAGCGCUUAUCCAUCCACUAGAGGCAGCGGUGGAUUCAGAGGAAGAGGCAGAGGCAGAGGAUGGGCUCGUGGGAGAGGUACUUUCCCUAUUAGAAACAGAACAUUGGUGGUGAAUAACCAAGUAUCUGAUUCAGAGUUUGUUUCCACAGUGUCUUCAAAUGGUCGUAAAUUAAUUAACAAGAAUAUUUAUGAUAAAGAAUUACAAGAGAAAAAUUUAAGUAAAGAGGAAAAAGCUGCUAAAUUACAAGAUGCCAAAUAUAAGAUUUUAAUUAAGAAAUUGGAAGUUCGUGCCUCUAAAAAUAGAGUUAAAUUAGAUUUAUGUGAUCGUUGUCUUAUUGAUGGUGAUAUUUAUGCAAUUUCUAAAUAUGGUGCUAGAUUGGUGCCCACUGAUAUCCCAACUGGUAUUAAACCAAUGAAGUUACAAUGGAAUGGAUAUGAUUAUACAAGAACAAAGAAUGGAAGUUUGAAGUUAACAGAUCAAAAAGUAGGUAAAGCAUGUAAAUUUAGACAUAUCUAUGAAUGUCCAGAUUAUCAAUUAUUUAGAGAGUGUCCAAGAGGUAAACAUUGUAAAUUAACACAUUUAGAUCAAGAUAAUUUAGAUGCAAAAUUAUUAUUUAAUACAUUAGAUCCAGAAAAUUUCCAAUUACCAAACUUGACUAAAUUAGAUAAUUUACACCAGGAUCCAAGAGCUCAAAUCAGAUCAGAUAUUGAACAAAAUCCAGCUAAUUUAUAUGAUAGUGAUAGUGAAGAUGAUGAUCUUGAUUCAAUUAGUACUUCUAAUGCACAAAAUGAUGCCUUGGAAACCAAUGAAGACUACAUCACUUUUUAA